GACUCAUCCCACGUUUCUGGUCACGCCACUACCUUCGAUUGGUUGGCUUCUUUUCGCGUAACACGCGAUGUCAUAGACGGCUCAAACUCCGCCGCAUCGACUUCGCGUUGUUCUGAUGAUGACGAUUUCGUUUCUAGCGCAGUUUGUCGAAACGUCGCAGUGCCCGUUUUCUGCGUAUGUGCUUGCAAUAAAUAGAGAAUCAUUUCGCCGCUCUGCUCAGUUAAUAUUCCACAGCAGUACGUAUUCAGGAAGGUAAACCUACUCGGUGACGUCGUGACUUGUUUUGUUUUAUGUGCACGCACUUCUCUUCGUCUCUGUGCGUAAUUGACACUACUUUCAACAGAUAAUGUCUCUCAGCAAAGCAAUCAGACAGUAUGAUCGCUGUAUGUGUACAACGCGCAGAUUUUACAAUGCCCAAAGUGCUAGUCCAGAGAAUUCAACAAACGAAUCUCUUAAAAUGUCUUUAAGUUCACAACUGAGAGUGAUGUCUGUGAACCAGUGGAAACUUUUAAGCCAAUUGAAAGAUUACAUAAGCAAAACUUCUAAUGAAAAAAUUUCUUUAAAUAAAGAAUGGAUAUCUCUUCUUCAUAAAAUAUCAUCCAUUACUGGUCAGGCCGAAGAAGCUAUCAGAAAAGGUCUUGACAAUGCAUCAGUUACAAAAAUUGAAAGUGAUGAAGUGACGAGCCCUACAACUCAAACUGCAGAUACCUCUAAUAAACAAAAUCAGACGACUUUUCCUCAAGUUCUCAAUGGCUUAAAGCUAAAGAUGAGUCCAAAGGCUUCUGUUGAAACAACAGAAGACUUGACACCAAAAUGGAAGUCUAAAAAAGAUGUUGUAUCACUGACUAGUAUUGGCUCAAGAACUAGGCAUGUAAUUUCUUCUGUUGCAUCUGCUGAAAGUACUUCUUCUCGACUUAAAAGAUUGGAAAGUCUUGCAAAUCAUUUACAUCAAUAUCCUGAAUCCAGAUACCUAGCUGUCAAGGAAGGAGCUAUACGUUUGUUGCUGAGACUCAGGCAGGAAACAAAGGAUGAAGAGACCCUUGCUGCUCUUCGAGAAGGCCUGACCAUUUUAGGUUACGUUGAUCCUCUGCCUGGACAUGGAAUUCGCAUUCUGUCAAUUGAUGGAGGAGGUAUUCGAGGUCUCCUUGUUAUUGAAAUGCUGAAAAAGCUUGAAAAAUUGACAGGGAAACGUCUAUAUGAAUUAUUUGACUUUAUUUGUGGUGUUAGUACAGGAGCAAUUAUGAUAGGAGUAAUAGCUGCUCAAAAAAAACCAUUGGAUGAAGCAUCUUUUCUUUACAAAGAAAUGAGCAAGAAGAUUUUCAAUCAGAGUGCUUUCUGGGGUACCAGCAGUCUUGUGUGGAGUCAUUCAUAUUACAGUACAGACAUGUGGGAGGAGCUUUUGAAGAAAUAUGUCGGUGAAAUAGAAAUGAUAAAGACAGCAAGAGAUCCUCUCAUUCCGAAGAUUGCAGCAGUUUCAGCUGUUGUAAAUCAAGAACGUGUAAUGUCCUUUGUAUUUAGAAACUACUCUCUACCUUAUAAAGUGCAAUCACAGUAUAUGGGAAGCAACCAGUACAAGAUGUGGGAAGCUGCUCGCGCUUCAGCUGCUGCUCCUUCGUACUUUGAAGAAUUCCGUUUGGGAGAUUACCUUCAUCAGGAUGGAGGAAUUCUCACAAACAAUCCUUGCGCAGUUGCCAUUCAUGAAUCCAAGCACUUGUGGCCAGGGGCCCCGCUGCAGUGUGUUGUUUCCCUGGGCACGGGACGUUGCCACCCAAGUGCCCAACCUCCUUUGGACCAGAAAGCAAGUAGUGCUUCAUCUUGGAAAACAAAAUUCAUGAAAAUUCUGGAUAGUGCAACAGAUACAGAAGGUUUGUAACUUCACAUUGUUUGAUCUUUCACAGAUCUGUGUAUCUGUAAAAUGCUUAUUUACUUGGUGAGGCUUAAAGUAGAAAUAUUUCUUCUUUCCUUGCUCUUGAAAGUGUAAAUCUUGUUAUGUAAUUGCAGUGAAGUUAAAUCAAUUCACACAAGACAUGAUUUAUUUACAAAUGCACAUAAAAAGAAUUGAUGUUGGCAAUUUUUUUCUGUAUUUAUUUUGGUAUGAUUUUGUAUUUUGUAAAUAGUUAAGGUUUUAAAUAUCCUCAAGGAAUUAUGUUUAUAAACAUUGUGUGGACAUUUCUAGUUGAUAGUUCUAUCUUCAUCAUAUAUCUAAAUGAUAGAUGACGAAGGGAAAGAAUUGGUAAAAGAACACAAUUUUUUUAAUUGACAAAAUCCUUUUAACAAAAUAAAAUGUCAUUCUUGACAAGAUAUUACUGAAAUAACUUUUUAAAAUAAGUAAGCAGGUAAGAUAUAUUUACCUCUAAUGUUAUUUGUAGGUUCAAAUUCUGAUAUUCUGAAAAUUUUGUGAAAUUGUUUAUUAAAGGAUCUGAAAUUAGUAUAUCUAAAAAAUGCUCAAAAAUGAGGAAAUGUAAUACAUUAGUAUUAGUAAAAAUGAUGAUGUAAAUUUUGUCGUCAAAAUAAACAUUUAAAUUAUAUACUACGCUAAUUUUAACAGAAAUUCUUAAGAAGUGUCCCAAAAUGUACUCUCAAAGAGCGAGGGGUUAUUAUUCCAAUUUUUUGACAUUAUUGUAUAUGCAGUUUUUAUUUUUUUUUAUUGGAACAACUUACUAAUUUGGAAAACGGUCUCAAAACUAAUACCGAUAAAAAUGGUGUAAAAUAUAAAAAUAAAGAAUAUGAGAAAGUUCUGCACAAUUAACGUUUAAAAAAAAAAGAAAGAAAAAGGGGAUCUAAAUUAAAAUGUCUAUCUUUAGAUGAGUUAUGAUAAAAAGAGUUUUUGUAACUUAUUAUAUUUUUUUUAUAUAAUAACUUUUUUCCAGCUGUUCACACUAUUUUAAAUGAUCUGCUUCCUGAAAAUGUGUACUUUCGGUUUAAUCCAUAUGUAACGGAAAUGGUCACAAUGGACGAAAUAAGACCUGAGAAGAUUAGCCAGUUAGAAAUGGAUGCAGAGAUGUAUUAUCGUCGAAAUGAAGAAAUAUUUCAAGAAAUUGCUACUGCCUUGACACAACCUGCUACCAGAAUGCAGCAAUUUCAGAAUUGGAUAAAUCUUCAGCGAGAAUUACUUGGUUUUAAAUGAUUCUUUUUUUUUAAAAACAAAACUUCUGCAUUUUUGGAUCACUAUAUUUUCACAUUUAUAUUUGUAAUCUAUAAAUCAGUAUUUUAAUAUGUAUUGUAUUAUUUAUUGCUUGUGUGUUGAUGUACGAACAAAUGUUAUUUAUAUUACUUUAUUAUUACCUCACUUGUAGUUCCUGAUUUAUAUUUAGUUCAUGGCAUUUUUGAAUUAUUUUUCUUCAGGCUUAUGAAAUUCUUUUAUGAAGUUUUUGAAGACUAUGAACAAUGUAUAGUGUGUGAUUUCUAGUUAUGCAAAUGUUAAUAUUUAUCUGAUUUUAUAGUUUUAUAUUUCAACCUACUGAAGAUAUUAACUGUGAUAUAAUUUUUAUUUUAUUAAUUACAAAGCUAAUUUUAGGACAAAGGAAAUUGUUUUGUAUGUUAUUCUUAUCUUUUGUAAAUUUGUUGGCGUUUUCAAUUAUGUACAGAACAAUGUACAGAAUGUUGUAGGUAUUAUUUAUAUUAGGUUUUAAUGCAUUCUUGUUUCAUCAUGUAUAAAUGUGUACAUGAAAAGAAGCAAUAUGAGAUUCAUAAAAUUUUGUUGUUUUUAGAGUGUAUAUUGUGAUUCAGACCUUGAAACAAUUAAAAAUAUAUGGUAAACAUCACAAAAAAUCCUCAAUGAUAAAUAAUAACCUGUGUCCUUUUCACUUUAUUACAAGAAUUACACUGUCCUGGAAAAAAUUCUUCUCAUGGCUUAGCAUAAAGCAAGAAAGUUAAUAUAUCAACAUUUUACUUCAAAAAUUACAAGUUAAUGUUCAAUAAAGUAACAUUCAAACCAAAAAAUAAGUUAAAAUGUGUUAUUUCGUUGAAGAUUUUUCAGAUGUGCGUACGUAUUAUACUUUGUAAAUACGUGCAGGCAUUUAUACGGUUUUUAACGUUUUACAAAAGCUGCACAGGAAAGUAAUGUUUGUAUCAUGCCACCACCAAACGAUAGUUCACCCGUAGCGGUGUGCUGUCGUUUUUAAAUUUGGAGCCACGUGUUUCCCGCCCCGCCCCCUUCGCUCGCGACCAAUGGGAAUUGCCACAUCACGCAGACGGCGCAGGAGCUGAGAGCGCUGUGGCAAAAACGCCAGAAAUGAAAAUAUGGCGUCCUCUCAAGACGCCUGGUAUCUUUCAUUAUUAGGUUUAGCGGAAAAUUUCCGGACGUCGAGCCCCCCGAACAUCAAAUUGUGUAUCCAGUGUUUGCAAGCUGUUUUCAAUUUCAAGCCACCACCUCGAGUGGAGGCGCGGACUCACCUACAGUUGGGAAAUAUUUUGUUAACUCAUACGAAGAACAUUGAUUUAGCAAGAAGUCAUUUGGAACAAGCGUGUGUGUCGUUUCUGAAAUUACAGUGGUUACUUUCUCAAAUUAUAAAUACGUUUGACGACGUUAAAUUUGAAGCAGCAAGUGUCCUAGCAGAGUUGUACGAACAACAAUCUCAAUCAAAUCUUUCAAAACCAAUCCUCAGGAAAGCUAUUGAACUUUCUCAACAUAGUGUAUAUUGGCAUUGUCGACUGAUUUUUCAAUUAGCGCAAAUACAUGCAAGUGAAAGAGAUUAUGAAGUUGCUAGUAGCCUUCUCGGUGUUGGAGUGGACUAUGCACACAUUUCCAAUGCUGCUUAUACUAGAGUUUUGUUCUUACUUAGCAGAGGAAUGCUUCUCUUGAUAGAUAAGAAAUUUCAGGAAGUACAUCCUCUGUUAAAUCAAGCUGGACAUUUGGUAGAUGGAUGGCAAGGUAGCCAGCAUCAGAAGGAAUACCUUAAAGUGUUCUUUCUUGUUUUGCAGGUUUGCCAUUACUUGAUGGCUGGUCAAGUGAAAAGUGUUAAACCUUGCCUCAAACAGCUCCAGCAAAGCAUUCAAACAAUUAUGCAGCCAACGUGGCCAGCAGAUGAGAUUGUUAGUGGACCUAAUGUUGGUGAUAUGUUUAUCUGGAUGCCUAAAGAACAUUUAUAUGUUCUUGUGUAUUUGGUAACUGUGAUGCAUUCGAUGCAAGCAGGAUAUAUGGACAAAGCACAAAAAUACACAGACAAGGCACUCAUGCAGAUUGAAAAACUUAAGAUUGUGGACAACAAGCCAAUCCUUUCAGUUUUUCAACUGAUGUUAUUAGAGCACAUCAUUAUGUGCCGACUUGUAAUGGGCAAUAAGUCACUUGCUCUGCAGGAAAUCUCUCAGGCUUGUGGACUUUGUCAGCAACAACCACGCUUGUUGCUCACACAUCGGCCUCAGCUACACACCUUGCUGGGUCUCUAUGCGAUGAGCAUGAAUUGCAUGGAAGCAGCAGAGGCUCAGUUCAUGGCAGCCUUGAGGACAUCCCAGGAGAGAGAAUUGUGGACGUUUGCGAACUUGAAUUUGGCCAUUGUGUACCUGCGAGCCAAGCGAGAACAAGAGUUUGCUGCUCUUCUUGAGAGAAUCAAUCCAGAAAAUCUACCUUCUCACUCUCACAGUCUGAGAGCUGCUGCUUAUUAUGUACAAGGCCUGCAGUCAUUUUUCCAGGCUAGGUACAACGAAGCCAAGCGGUAUCUUCGGGAAACUUUGAAGAUGGCUAAUGCAGAGGAUCUGAAUAGAUUGACAUCUUGUUCUCUUGUCCUUUUGGGACACAUUUUCUUGUCCCUUGGAAAUAGCCGAGAGAGCAUGAACAUGGUGACCCCUGCAAUGCAGUUAGCAAGCAAAAUCCCUGAUGUUCAUGUACAACUUUGGGCUUCUGCGAUUUUAAAAGAUCUCUAUCGUUUGUGUGGUGACCCUGUUCGUGAGAAUGAAGCAUUCCAAAUGCAUUGCAACUUCUCACAAAUGUUGCUCAAAGACCAUUUCCAGUCAUCUCAGAUGGCAGAGCACAACCUCAUUCACUGGACGGAGGGUGGCUUCCCUCUACUAGUGAGCAACCCACCCAGCACCUCGGGUGCUCUUCUAUGAGGCCCUCAAGUGCCCUGCUCAGUCUGCGCAAGCAAAUAUGUACAUAGAUAUACAUACACACUAUAUUUUUUGUUUUAAUAGUUUGCCCACGGAGACAUUUGUGCUUGUCUUACUUUGGCCCGGUGCAGAAAUUGUGUUCAGUGGAGGGCCAGGACUGUGUUCAAGUGAGUUUGUUUGAGAGUUUUAUCAAAUGGUCAGUGCAUCUUUGCAAUAAGGCAUAAUCUGUUCUUAUUUUCCAACAAACUUUUCCCUGCAGCAGCAUUGAGGAUAUUAAAUCCCAUUUCAUAUCAGUAUUGACUGAAUUUUGUGAUAUCUAUGGCAACUCAUUUAGGGAAAUGGUUUGUAAACCAAAUAUUACAUUUUUCUUUUUAUAUUGUGAGAUUCUGUACAAAAACUAGAUGGAAUUAGAAAGUUUCUGUGGCUAUAUUUUACAUUUUGCUCUCUUGUGUAUCAAAUUUCUUUAUCAUUUCUGAAUUGUAUUAAUGGGGUUUAGUUUUGUCAAGUAUCAAGGGAAAGUAGGUGCUUCAGACAAAAAAGAAAGUUGUUUUUGUUGCUUGUAGGUGCAUAUUACGCUGUGGGCAGUUUAGUGCCUUGUUUGUGCAUGAAUGUGUUAUGUGAGUGUGAAUUUGAAGAUAUACAUUUGCCAUUCUAAGAUAAAAUUGUACAUAGUAAAAUUGAAGAUAUAGAUACAAUUUUGGAUAAAGAGUAGUGUGUAUCACAGACUCUGUUGAGUUUAUAUGAGUUUAUUUAUUAAUACUUCCUUUGUAAUACCAGUGACUUAUGUUUCUCAACACUUUUUCCUGAUAAAAUACCCUUGUAUUUGCCGAUAAUUUUGUAUAUAAAAUCAUCCUUGACACUGAAAUAUUAUUUAUUUAACGAAUUUUAUUCUAGGGCGUCAUCCCUAUUUAAAGACAUCCAGUCCUUUCUUCAUCCAGAUUUUUUCCUCAGUACUCAUGUGAAAUUUGUAUUUUCUUGAUUAUUCUGAAUGUGGUUUGUUUGGAGAGUGAAAGAAUACUAUUAGGAUUUAAUUUCCGACUUGAGUGAAACCUGGAGACAUUUCACCAUUCAUUAAACUUGAGCAAAUGAUAACGGUAAUAAUUUUAUUGUUAGUUAAUAACAUUCAUGUCAAAACAGACAUAUUUAAUGUAACACUUGGGUUAGAAGGAAUGUUUCUUCAGCAUUUCUAAGAAAGAGGGAUUUGACCUUAACAUUUGCUCAAUAAGUGGUAAUUGCAACAUACCUCAAAUGGGACUGUAUAGUAGUUAGUAUUGCUUGUGUGACACAAAUUUUUCACCACUUUUAUAUUGGUUAUAAACUAAUAAUUUGUAAGAAAUUGUUAAAUUUUAUAGCAAAAUUUUAUGAAAUAUAAAAUUUUUCAUAAUAAGAAUUGUUACUUCACCACACUGACCAGUAAAUGACCAGUUUUAAUGUUUAUGAAAUAACAUCAGUAACAAGAUAAAACACUAAAGUGAACAAUUAUAAAUAAACUUAAUUAAAAUAUUUUUCCUUAAAAUAAUUAAAAUGAAGUAUAGGUUUAACAUAAUUUUCUGAACAAUAUAUUUGCAAAGAAGAGGAAACAAAAGUUUAUAAUACAAUAUUUUUCUGCAAGGGAUGGAACAAUUGUGCCAUUCCACUUAUGCUUAUUAAAAAAUAUUUAAAAGAGUAGCUCAAGUAUUUAAUUACUACAAAAGUUUAUUAUAAUGAAUGAACUACAAUUAUCAGACCUUUGUAUUUGAAAAUAUUUAAACAGAAAGGUAAGAUCAACUAAUUAUAUUGUGAUUUGAUUGUUAAGUUAGGCAAGAUUUUACUGCAACAAAAUGUGUAGAAUGUAUGUUUAGUUCUAUUCUCAGUACAAAUUAGUUAGCCUGUUGUCAUUGGAGCAGUUACUUUCAGCAAAUUGUCUUGCUCAUCAUUAUAAGAUGUCUGUGUGCGUGUGCAGACCAGUAAUGAUGGUCAUAGUGGAUCACAGUAUCAAAUUUUGUGUUUUCAUACCUAGAUCUCACAGUCCAGGUGAAACCAUGGAGUUAAUCCACAUCUCUUUCUCUCUCUCUCUUCAAAGGAACUAAUUAUAGAAGCCUGUAUUGCAGACCAGCUGCUCAUGUUACGUUUUGGCAACAGGCAUUACCUCAGUCAAUAUUACUUCAAGGAGUCAAUUACUCUCCCCCAUCAACUCAAAGAGCGUCAUUAAAAAGGCAUCGAAAGUGCGUAAACGUUGGUCCCUGGUUGCCCCGACGAGGAGCGGCGGCGGGGCUGCCUCACCGCUUGGGGCCCUUGCAUGCUCUCGCGUGCACCGCCAGGCGGUCGGGGUAGAAGGUGCGGCCGCACAGCGAGCACGGCACCAGCUGCUCCAGGUGUGUCUGCCAAAUGGCUUCCAUGGUGCCCUCGUAGUCGAUCGCGCCGUUUUCUUGCACCACCACCUUCGGCUUGACGGGCUCCGCGCGGCGGUGCUGCGGCGGAGCUGCGAGUUCUCCACGCGCCACUUGUCCAGGCAUGCGGCUCGUGGAUGCGGAUGGAGGCCGAGCCGAAGGGCGGCGCAGAUGUAGCAAGGGCAGGGGGCCGUGGGAAGGCGCGACGCCCGCCCUCCUCCCCCUCCCCCUCGCGGCCC
Molecule: messenger RNA, 8653 nt
Organism: Gryllus bimaculatus (two-spotted cricket)
Lineage: Eukaryota; Metazoa; Arthropoda; Insecta; Orthoptera; Gryllidae
Source: the annotation of a GenBank genome assembly